Messenger RNA from Penicillium paradoxum, 1080 nucleotides. Its product is annotated as guanine nucleotide-binding protein subunit alpha. Gene Ontology annotation, biological process: G protein-coupled receptor signaling pathway. The coding region runs from base 1 to 1080 and encodes 359 amino acids. The transcript has 5 exons. Lineage: Eukaryota; Fungi; Ascomycota; Eurotiomycetes; Eurotiales; Aspergillaceae. Gene Ontology annotation, cellular component: heterotrimeric G-protein complex. Gene Ontology annotation, molecular function: G protein-coupled receptor binding; GTP binding; GTPase activity. The record is from RefSeq and is a predicted model, not a curated record.
AUGGGCUGCUUAGUUUCGAAGCCCGAGGAGGCCGAUAAGGAAGCCAUCCAGCGCAAUGCGCGCAUAGACCGGGGGAUCAAAAGCGACAAGAAGACGCUCGAUCGGACCAUCAAAAUCCUGCUAUUAGGAGCUGGAGAGUCUGGCAAGUCCACCAUUAUCAAGCAAAUGCGAAUUAUCCACAGCCGGGGCUUUCCCGAAGAAGAACGUCACCAAACCCGUGCAAUUAUCUACUCGAACAUUGUCAUUGCUUUCAAGGUCUUGUUGGAUAUCAUGAAUGCCGAGGAGAUCGAUUUCGAAAAUGAAGAAAAGAUCAAGCCCUUCGCGGACUUGUUAGAUAAAGCAGAACCAGACGUAGGGUCCGACGAAGCCUUUUCAGAUCUUGAAAUUCGCGACGCCAUGAGGAUCAUGUGGAAGGAUAAAGGUGUGCAACAGGCUGUUGCACGGGGACAUGAAUUCGCUCUUCAUGACAAUUUGCAUUAUUUCUACGAAUCUCUCGAUCGCAUCUUCACUCGUGGCUGGCUUCCUGACAACCAGGAUAUGCUGCAGGCUCGGCUUCGGACAACAGGUAUUACAGAAACUCUCUUUGAGCUUGGACAGAUGAACUUCCGCAUGAUGGAUGUUGGAGGACAGCGAUCAGAGCGAAAGAAAUGGAUCCACUGCUUUGAAGGUGUCCAGUGUCUGUUGUUCAUGGUCGCCUUAUCUGGAUAUGAUCAAUGUCUGGUUGAAGACCAGAAUGCCAAUCAAAUGCAUGAAGCUAUGAUGUUAUUCGAAUCACUAGUCAACGGCGAAUGGUUUAAACGCAAACCAAUCAUUCUUUUCCUCAACAAGAUCGAUCUUUUCAAAGGAAAACUUGCCAUCUCGCCUAUCUCCAAACAUUUCCCAGAUUAUGCCGGCUCUGAUACCGAUUAUGAUGCCGCAGCUCAGUACUUUGCAGACCGAUUCCGUGGCAUCAACCGGAUUCCUGAUCGCGAAAUCUAUAUCCAUUACACCAACGCUACUGAUACAACAUUACUUAAAGCGACUAUGGAUUCAGUACAAGACAUGAUCAUUCAGAAAAAUCUGCAUACCUUAAUACUAUAA